Molecule: messenger RNA, 2730 nt
Organism: Aspergillus oryzae RIB40
Lineage: Eukaryota; Fungi; Ascomycota; Eurotiomycetes; Eurotiales; Aspergillaceae
Product: glycoside hydrolase family 35 protein
Exons: 11
Coding region: 1-2730 (909 amino acids)
Biological process (GO): carbohydrate metabolic process
Cellular component (GO): vacuole
Molecular function (GO): beta-galactosidase activity
Source: RefSeq, a predicted model, not a curated record
AUGGCAAGCUUGAUGAAAGUCUAUAAACUAUGGGUUGAUAUAAUUGCACAGAACCCCGCAAAUCGACAUGAGCUGACUAGCCAGCAGAGGCAUGUUUUCUCCGCUGAGGAUCCGGAGAAACCCCUCCAGGAUAUUGUAACUUGGGAUGAAUAUUCUAUCCUUGUUCGCGGGGAACGUAUACUCUUUUUCUCCGGCGAAUUUCAUCCUUUCCGUUUGCCUUCCCCAGGACUAUGGCUCGAUGUGUUUCAAAAGAUCCGAGCACUAGGAUAUUCUGGCGUUUCAUUUUAUCUCAUGUGGGGUCUACUCGAGGGUGAGCCCGGACAUGUGCGUACCGAAGGCGUCUUUGCCCUCGAUGGGUUCUUUAAUGCUGCUAGUCAAGCAGGUAUUUACCUCCUUGCGAGGCCCGGACCGUAUAUCAACGCCGAGGUCUCUGGCGGUGGCUUCCCCAGUUGGGUCCAACGGAUCGAGGGUAGUGUUCGAACAACUGACCCAACUUUCUUAAAUGCUACAAAAAACUACAUUUCCACCAUCGGUGAAAUCAUUAGCAAAGUGCAGAUCACCAAUGGAGGACCGGUUAUCUUGUUCCAGCUAGAGAACGAAUACUCAAUAUGUGAAGGAGCCCCCAGUCAUGAGGAGCUUAACUUUUGUCUCGAGAAAGACUACAUGGCAGCCAUUGAACAACAAUUUAGAGAUGCAGAGAUUGUUGUGCCGUUUGUCAACAACGACGCCGUAGCUCUGGGUGAUUGGGCACCUGGGACUGGUCAAGGGGCUAUUGAUAUUUAUGGGUUCGACAAUUACCCCUUUGGGUGGGGCAACGGCUAUGCAAGCCCGGAGAAUUGGACACAGAUUACAGACCCCUUGACACAGUACAACUUUAGUCAACAUCAGUCUAUGAGUCCUGGAACCCCGUUCUCGAUCAUCGAGUUCCAAGGAGGUGCUCCAGAUCCAUGGGGUGGCACGGGCGCUGAUGUCUGCGCCGAGAUGGUAAGCAACAUCUUUGCAAGAGUGUUCUACAAGAUUAAUUAUGAUUUCCGCAUCACUAUUUUCAACCUUUAUAUGAUGCUUGGCGGCACUAAUUGGGGUAACUUGGGCUAUUCAUCUGGGUAUACUUCCUACGAUGUCGGCGCAGCCAUCAUCGAGGACCGCCAGAUCACUCGAGAGAAGUAUAGCGAAAUAAAGCUGGAGGCGCAGUUCCUACAGGUCUCUCCAGCAUAUAUUACAUCGAAGCCUCACAGUCCCUGUAGUGGUUGCUAUACGAAUGCAAGCGCUUUAAUGACGACUCGCCUUCAAGGAGAAAGUACCAACUUCUACAUCAUACGCCAUUCAAACUAUAUCGUUACGCAGUCAACAUCCUAUGAAUGGCGGGCUAAUACAAGCCAGGGGAGUAUCACGGUUCCUCAACCGGGAGGUUCUUCGACUCUCCAUGGACGUGACUCCAAAUUCCAUGUUACGGACUGUGAUUUAGGGGGCAUCAACCUAAUAUAUCCAACUGCGGAAACUUUCACCUGGAGGAGGCAUGGGUCUAAGUCUGUGCUCGUCCUGUACGGUGGUGAAGACGAGAUCCAUGAGUUCGCGGUGGAUAGCAACCUCGGGAAUGCAACAACCAUCGAAGGCUCUAAUGUCAGGCUUGGGAAAAGGGGGGCAACAUUUGUCGUGCAAUGGGAUCACCUGGACGUUUAUCUACUCUGGCGGAACGAGGCCUAUCAAUACUGGGUCAUGGACCUCCCUGCUCCCGAACCAUUGGACCUGCAUGCUUCUCCAUCAAGAACCAACUCGUCUGUCAUUGUCAAGGCUGGGUAUUUGUUACGCAAUGCGUCUAUUUCAGAGAACACUCUACACUUGACGGGAGAUGUCAACGCAACAUCGACAGUUGAGCUUAUCUCCGCCCCUCCAGGCUGCUGUUCAGACGUACUGUACGACGGAAACCGUCUUCAGAACAUCAGCAAUACAAAUGGUAGGGUGAGUGGAGUAGUACCGUACAUAGACCCGAAAUUAGCCAUACCAGAAAUGGAGAGUCUGGAAUGGAGAUACUUAGAUUCGCUACCGGAAGGAGAAGAGAAAUCUCUGUACCUGUCUACCCAGGGAGGCUACGCAUAUGGCCAUUCUGUCUGGCUCGAUUCCACCUACCUCGGGUCCUGGCAAGGGAAUCCUGCCAUACAGAAUUACAACCAAACACUCCAAUUCCCACAAAGUCUGCAAGGAGAUGAGCAUUACGUAUUGACCAUUUUAAUUGAUAAUCUUGGGUUAGACCUCAACUUUGAACUGAAUACCAACACCAUGAAAUCGCCGCGCGGCCUCCUCGAUUACGAUCUAUCCGGCCAUAACUCGUGGAAGAUUACUGGUAACCUCGGCGGGGAGCAGUAUCGCGAACAUAGCCGUGGACCCUUGAACAAAGGAUCUACUUUUGUGGAGAGGCAGGGCUAUCAUCUCUCAGGGGCCCUGAACUCGACUAAAGCAGAAUGGCAGACCCGAACUCCACAGGAAGGCCUCUCAGCAGCCGGAGUCGGCCUUUUUGCGACCACUUUCUCACUUGACUACCCGCAAGGAUAUGACAUUCCCACCAGUGUGUAUGUCACCAUCCCGACCACUCACCAAAGCAUUGUUAACAAUACCGGCCCUCAAACCGAGUACCCUAUCCCAGAAGGCAUCCUCAACCAUCACGGGGGAAAUCACCUCGCCCAUCACCUUUUGGGCUCUGGAAGGAAAUGGGGCAAAGCUGGACGGGAUUGA